Brenthis ino (lesser marbled fritillary) is the source of this 507-nucleotide messenger RNA. The record is from the annotation of a GenBank genome assembly. Lineage: Eukaryota; Metazoa; Arthropoda; Insecta; Lepidoptera; Nymphalidae.
AUGCUACCAUCAACCAUUAGCAAAUGUAUUUUGUCGUAUUUGCCGUCAACUCAACUAGGCGAAUGUGCUCGCGUCAACAAAUAUUGGGCGUACCUGGUAGAUGAAAUUCGGUCAGAGCUGACCACUAGAAAGAAAAUCGACGCGGAAUUAGAAAAGCUUCGAGAAAACAUGCUUCGUCAUAAUACUAGUUUAGAUUUAGAAAGCAAGUCAGAACUUAGAACAAAAUUAGUCAAUGAGUCCAAGAAAAGUGAUAAUAAAAAUGCAAAAAAACCUUAUUCUUAUCCUUGGAAAGCAACGACUAAAAAGGCAAGCAAAAUCAAAGCGUGUACUAAAACGAUUCGAAAUAUGAAUGAUUUCAACGAACAGUUGGAGAGGCGCGGCGCCGCCCAUCAAAAUAUAUGGAAGUGGUGUGAAAACGUCUUGAAUAUUUACAAAAAAAUUGAUGAGCAAAAAUUUGGUAAUCUCAAAAUACCUCUAAAUCCACCUCUUACUGUUGAUCCCACAUAU